Molecule: messenger RNA, 203 nt
Organism: Mesitornis unicolor (brown roatelo)
Lineage: Eukaryota; Metazoa; Chordata; Aves; Mesitornithiformes; Mesitornithidae
Product: sodium/potassium-transporting ATPase subunit alpha-3-like
Exons: 2
Biological process (GO): intracellular potassium ion homeostasis; intracellular sodium ion homeostasis; sodium ion export across plasma membrane
Molecular function (GO): P-type sodium:potassium-exchanging transporter activity
Source: RefSeq, a predicted model, not a curated record
CCCAGACGUACGAGCAGCGCAAGGUGGUGGAGUUCACGUGCCACACCGCGUUCUUCGUCAGCAUCGUGGUGGUGCAAUGGGCCGACCUCAUCAUCUGCAAAACGCGCCGCAACUCCGUCUUCCAGCAGGGCAUGAAGAACAAGAUCCUGAUUUUCGGGCUGCUGGAGGAGACGGCGCUGGCCGCGUUCCUCUCCUACUGCCCC